Messenger RNA from Cyprinodon tularosa, 1289 nucleotides. It is a transcript of the gene grinab, whose product is annotated as glutamate receptor, ionotropic, N-methyl D-aspartate-associated protein 1b (glutamate binding). Gene Ontology annotation, cellular component: Golgi apparatus; endoplasmic reticulum; membrane. Lineage: Eukaryota; Metazoa; Chordata; Actinopteri; Cyprinodontiformes; Cyprinodontidae. The coding region runs from base 162 to 1202 and encodes 346 amino acids. The transcript has 7 exons. The record is from RefSeq and is a predicted model, not a curated record. Gene Ontology annotation, biological process: negative regulation of apoptotic signaling pathway.
UUAUUUGAAAUGAAUGCAGCAGCUCUAGCAAUAGGUCGUCUGAAGAGGAAGUGUCACAUCGAGUGGACUGUUUUAAGGAGCCGAGAAAACAACUCCUCGCAUUAAUCUACAUUAAAGGAAAGAUUCAGACUAUCUUAAACAGCUUUUACCCUCUUGAUAGGAUGAGCACCGAAAAGGACAACUACGCCCCCGUGGAGGUGGGCUUCUCGCAGCCUCCUUUCCCCGGUCAUCCUAACCUUCCUGCCGCGUUCAGCGUCAACGCACCGGGCUCGGAGUCCUACGGCAGCGGCGGCGUCCUGGCCCCCGGCGGCCUGCCCUACCCCUCUCCUCCGGUGUUCCCCGGAGCCUCCGGGAUGGAAGGAAAACUUCAAGAUGGAAAUUCAGGCUAUGUUAACCCCAAUUACCCCGGUUAUGCUGAAAAUGCAACACCAUAUUCCCCACCUGCCCCGGGCUUUGUUGACAGCUAUAUGGCCGCUAAUCCUUACCCGAACGAGGAGGCGCCUCCUCCCUUCAUAGACAAUCAAGACUUUGAUUUUGGAUUAGACAACAAGAGCAUUAGAAGAGCUUUUAUUAGAAAGGUGUACUUGGUGUUAACGGCUCAGCUCAUGGUGACCUUUGCAUUUGUGGCCGUGUUCACCUUUGUGCGGGAAGUGAAGUUUUUCGUCCAGACAAACAUCUGGACGUACUACUUGUCCUACGGUGUGUUCUUCGUGUCGGUUUGUGUGAUCAGCUGCUGCGGAAACUUCCGCAGAAGACACCCCUGGAAUCUGGUGGCCCUGUCCAUCCUGACUCUCAGCUUGUCCUACAUGGUGGGAGCAGUCGCCAGCUUCCACAGAACGGAGUCUGUCAUCAUGGCGGUGGGAAUCACCGCAGUCGUUUGUUUCACGGUGGUCAUUUUCUCCAUGCAGACCAAGUAUGACUUCACUUCCUGUUACGGCGUCCUUUUCGUUUGCUUGCUGGUCCUUAUCAUCUUCAGCAUCCUUUGCAUCUUCUUUCAUAACAUGAUCCUGCAGCUCGUCUACGCUGGACUGGGAGCUUUACUUUUCACUGCAUUCUUGGCGGUGGACACCCAGCUGCUGCUUGGCAACAAGGAGCUCUCACUGAGCCCAGAGGAAUACGUCUUUGCUGCUCUCAACCUCUACACGGACAUCAUCAACAUCUUCCUCUACAUUCUUGCUAUUGUGGGCAGAGGCAGAGGCUGAGCGAAGGCAGCAGCUCAGACAGAAAAGUAGUUUGGAAUAAAGAGUGUCCGUAAUCAAAGCCUUCCAUUUGCUUUCUAGCCUGUAUUU